This is a messenger RNA of Lactuca virosa, 2094 nucleotides long. Lineage: Eukaryota; Viridiplantae; Streptophyta; Magnoliopsida; Asterales; Asteraceae. The record is from the annotation of a GenBank genome assembly.
AUGCUUGAAAUCAUGCCAAUAAACGGUCUUUCUAUGGAACCCGCAAAGCUACCUUCAUUUCCAUAUGCUACUAAGAAUGGUGGUCCCAAGAACAAGUCUCGUAGGUCUCUACGGUGCAGUGCAGUGAUCAUUAAUUUGCCUACCGAUUAUCUCCCAAAGGGCAACAAUACGCUGAUCAAUAGGUUUGUGAUGUCCAACCCCAAACCAAAUGCCCUGGAUUCGUCGAAAAAAGUCCAGCUCCAUGAAGGCCUAGAGUCAUGCUCAACCAUGGAGGAGCUGAAGCAAUACCACUCCCAGAUCAUCAAAAUUGGCCUUUCGUAUGAUAACGAUGCCAUCGGUAGGAUCAUCAAGUUCUGUGCUAUCUCAAAAAACGGCGAUUUGGGUUAUGCACUCAAGGUGUUUGACAAAUUGCCACAGCCAGACACAUUCAUUUACAACACCAUUUUUAGGGGUUACCUCCAAUUCCAACAUCCCAAAGAAUGCAUAUCUUUGUACUCCCAAAUGUUACAAAGUUCUGUUACACCCAAUAAGUUCAGUUUCCCUCCUGUCACAAGAGCUUGCUCUUUACACAACGCCAUUGAAGAAGGCAAGCAAGUUCAUGCCCAGAUUUUGAAAUUCGGAUACUCUUCAGAUGGGUUCUCUCAGAACAAUUUGAUUCAUAUGUAUGUUACCUUCAAGCACUUGCAGGAAGCAAGGAAGGUGUUCGACAAAAUGCCUCACCCAGAUCCCAUCUCUUGGACAACACUAAUUACUGGCUAUUCCCAACUGGGAUACAUCAAUGAGGCUCGCAAAGUGUUCGAUAAAAUGCCAGAAAGAAACCCUGUUUCCUGGAACGCCAUGAUUUCUGCAUACAUCCAAAGCAACCGUUUCCACGAAGCCCUUCAAUUGUUCAACAAAAUGCAAUCAAACCACAUCAAAUUAGACAAAUUUAUAGCAGCAAGCAUGUUAUCAGCAUGUACAAAACUCGGAGCAUUAAAACAAGGGGAAUGGAUUCACGAUUACAUCAAGAGAAACGGAAUCCAAAUCGACCCAAAACUCGCCUCCACCAUCAUCGAUAUGUACUGCAAAUGCGGUUCACUCGAAAAGGCACUCGAAACAUUCAACGAGUUAACCAAAUCCAAAUCCAAUUCCAAUUCCGAUUCCAAUUCCGAUUCCGUUUCCGUUUCCAUCUCUUCUUGGAAUUCCAUGAUCGGGGGAUUCGCGAUGCAUGGAAAAGGUGAUUCCGCCAUUGACCUCUUCAAGAAAAUGGAAACGGAAUCGGUAUCUCCGGACUACAUUACAUUCGUGAACUUAUUAAGCGCGUGUGCUCAUUCGGGAUUAAUCGAACAAGGUCGUUAUUAUUUCAAACACAUGGUGGAAUCUCACGGGAUUACACCCGGAAUGGAGCAUUACGGAUGCAUGGUGGACAUGCUUGGAAGGGCCGGAAUGUUCGAUUCCGCCAUUGACCUUAUAAACGAGAUGCCAAUGAAUCCAGAUGUGGGUGUUAUGGGUGCACUUCUUGGAGCUUGUAAAAUCCAUAACAAUGUCGAAUUAGGAGAAAAAAUCGGGGAAAAAGUCAUAGAAUUGGAGCCUCAUAAUAGCGGAAGGUAUGUAUUAUUAGCUAACAUAUACGCCAACUCAUCAAAAUGGGAAUCCGUUGCUAAAAUUAGGAAGCUCAUGAACGAUAGAGGCGUUAAAAAAGAACCGGGUUUUUCACAAAUCGAAAUCGAGGGUAGUAUUAAUGAGUUUAUUGCAGGGGGGAGAGUUCAUCGGGAUUCGAAACAGAUAUAUGAAAAAGUCAAUGAAAUGUUGAGUUCGAUUAAAUCUAUGGGAUAUGAACCGGAAAGUGAGAAUGUGUUGCAUGAUAUUAGUGAAGAAGAGGAUGUGGAAAACCCGGUUUUUUAUCAUAGUGAGAAACUAGCGAUUGCUUAUGGUUUGUUGAAAAGUAAACCGGGGGAGGUUUUAAGGAUUACUAAGAAUUUGAGGGUGUGUAAGGAUUGUCAUGAGGUGAGUAAAUUGGUUUCCAAGUGUUUUGAGAGGGAAAUAAUUGUGAGGGAUAGAAGUCGAUUUCAUCAUUUUAAAGAUGGCGUAUGUUCGUGUAAUGAUUAUUGGUGA